Paramecium sonneborni is the source of this 348-nucleotide messenger RNA. The record is from the annotation of a GenBank genome assembly. NCBI's taxonomy places the organism in Eukaryota, Ciliophora, Oligohymenophorea, Peniculida, Parameciidae.
AUGGAAAUAAAGAGUCAACUUUAAAAUGAAAUCAAAACAAAUGAGGAACUUAAAACUUCUGAAAAUGAAAAAAUUGAGUUCAUUUGUAAAGAAUUGAAAAAUAUUUGUACUGUUUCUUACUUACUUGUUAUCCCAAAAAUUUCAUCGAAAAUGAUUUAAAAAAAGAAAAUAAUAUAAUAAAAGAGAAACAAUGAUCAUUCAAAAAAUGAAUCAAGCAUGAACUAAAAUAGAAAGACGAACCAAAAUUAUUUAGAUGAUUUUUAAGAAAACUUAGAAUCAAAGAUAAACCUCAUUAAUGAUCUCGAAUCAAAAUUACUUUACUUAAAAACAAUGAUAUCCAAAAAGUGA